Molecule: messenger RNA, 5357 nt
Organism: Jaculus jaculus (lesser Egyptian jerboa)
Lineage: Eukaryota; Metazoa; Chordata; Mammalia; Rodentia; Dipodidae
Gene: Mdc1
Product: mediator of DNA damage checkpoint 1
Exons: 15
Coding region: 264-5171 (1635 amino acids)
Biological process (GO): positive regulation of transcription initiation by RNA polymerase II
Cellular component (GO): nucleus
Molecular function (GO): protein binding
Source: RefSeq, a predicted model, not a curated record
UAUGCUGAUCCUCGCCUGGCCCCAGCUGUAGGCUGAAGGCCUCGGACGGACGUUGAUCCGAGGGUCCCUGCGCCGCCGAGUUGGCGAGUUGUCACGUCGGGGUCCGCUCGGCGUUUACUUCACGGGGUCACCUCCUUUCCCGCCCAACCGUUUUCUCCCUGUGUGUCUUUCUAGGUAAAUUUCACCCGUGUAAUUUUGAGUUUCUGUCAAAAUCAGUAUCUUCCUCAGGAGAGCGGGGUUGGCAUUUUUUGGUUUGAUUGAGGAUGUAUCCCGAACAACCCGUCGACCCGAACCAGAUCAUGGAAGAUACCCAAGUUGUUGACUGGGAUGCUGAAGAAGAAGAGGAGACAGAAAGAUCCAGCAACUCCUUGGGGUAUAGCUUGGAGCCUAUAGGGCGACUGCAUAUCUUUGGUGGGACUCAUGGACCACAAAAAGAUUACCCACUAUACAUUGGCAAGAAUGUGAUAGGACGAAGCCCUGACUGCUCUGUGAUCCUGCCCUUUCCAUCCAUUUCCAAGCUGCAUGCUGUGAUUGAAAUCCCAUCCUGGAACAAAGCAGCUCUCCUCCAGGAUUGUGGGAGCCUCAAUGGUACUCGGAUUAUGAGGCCUCCUAAAAUCCUAACCUCUGGGAUUAACUAUCGUUUGAGGAACAAGGAUUUGAUUCUGCUUGCUGACUUUCCCUGCCAGUACUAUCGCCUGGAUAUACCUCUGCCUUUGGUCUCCCGUGGCCCUCUAGCUAUAGAGGAGACUCCCAGGAUACAGGGAGGAACCCAACCUUCCAGAAUUCUGUUGGCCGAGGACUCAGAAGAAGAAGUGGAUUUUCUUUCUGAAAGGUGUGUGGUAAAUGAACCAAGGAUCACAUCCUCCCCUUUAACAACAGUAGUUCCAGAAAGUGAUGAAGAGGGGCUUUCUGCAGCCCCAGGUGUCCCAGGGCCAUCUUUUGUUACCUUUGACUUGGUCAGUGACACAGAUGAGGAGGAAGGUCAGCUACCAAAAGCAGAGGAGGCCUCUUCAGCUACCAGUGAAGGUGCCAUUGUAGAGGCAGAGCAGCCUGAUGAGAGGACAACUGGUAUUCAGCGAGUGAAGGCUCAGGCUACAGUGCAGAGGUACAAGGACAGAAAAGUCAAGUCAGAUGCAGGCAAUGAUGUAGUUCCACUUGGGGUGGUUGGGGAGAGGAGCCACCUUCCUAGAAAGGACAGUGACACAGAUAUGGAUGAAGAACACCAGUCUCCUGGAAAGCCAGCCAAGGCCCCCUUGGAAAGGGCUCAGCCUUCAGGCUUUGUGGACAGUGACACAGAUGUGGAAGAAGAGGGGAUCCCUAUGACCCCAGCUGUAGUUCCAGUGAAGAAGAGGCAGAUCCUCCGCAGUGUUGGUAAGAAGGGUCCUAGAGCACCUGGUCUGGCACGUCUGCCAGAGAGGCCAUCUGGUAGAGACACUAGUGUAGAGGAGGUCAAGGCCCCAUUGGCUGUUCCUCUGGAGAGAGGCCAGACCUCUGUAGUGAUCAACAGUGAUAUGGAUGAUGAAGAAGAGGUCUCAGCAGCACUUGCUUUAGCCCAUCUGAAAGAGAGUGGAGCCAUUUUGUGGAGCAGAGACAAAGCUAUGGAAGAAGAUAGGGCCCAACCUCAAAUUUCCUAUGGGAGAAACAGUGACACAAAUACAGAGAAGGAGAAGCUCCCAGGAGGAAAGAGAGAAACCAUCCCUACAGACAAAGAUGGGAUUCUUGUAACACAUUCAAAAAAGAGCCAGCCUCCUUUUGGGCACAGUGAUUCAGGUGAGGAAGCAGAUAUGAGCUCUCCUGGGAUCCAACUUGUGGGAAGUCAGGCCUCCACCUUUCUGGACAAUGUAGACACGAAGGAGGAUGUCCUACCAGGGCCAUCUGUUCUCCAGAUACCUGCAAAAGAGACAAAUCAAGCAGAUGUGGAAGCAAAGCUGAGCCCAGCAAUGCUGCCUAUAGUGCCUCUGGAGGAAGGGGUAUCAUCAGCAGUGGCAGAUGUAGGAAAGAGCCAGCUUCCUGAAGCAGGGGAUGCUGGGACACAUUGGGUGACAGCUGUUCUUAAGCAGGAAAGCACUUUUGAGGAGGCCCAAGACAGAUCACCUGUGGCACAAGUGGAGCAGGUGGUGGUGUAUGCAGGAUCUCCAAGGGAACCCACCAUGCCACAGAGAGAGGGAGCCCAGACCCCCAUGGGAUGGGAGAGAAAAGCAUAUGUGGGCAGGACCAAGAACUCCGAAGACUGCUAUGAUGAUCCUGAAGAUCUAAACCUUCCAGCUACCCAGUGCUUUGUAAAAAUGGAGCGUCAGAGUCCAGAAAUCCAGACCUUGGAAGAUGAACCCACCCAAGCCUUCCCACUUACUCUGCCUCAAGAGCCUGGCCCUUCCCAUUGCAGCUUUCAGACUCCAGGUGCCCUGGAUGUGCCUUGGGAAAUACUGUCUACACAGCCAUUCUGUCUGAGAGAGUUUGAGGUCUCUGAGCCUCAGCCCAUUGCCACAAGCCUUGAGGCUCAUGGAUCUUGCCCAUCUACAUCGAGGGCACUGCCACGUUAUGAGCAUCCAGUUCACAUCAGCCUGGUUCACACAGAGCCAUUGGGAACUCAAGGCAGAGAGACUAUGGAGAAAGACAUGGGCAACUUGAAUUGCAAGAUUCCACCUGCUGAGAAUGCCUCCAAGGGAGAUUCAGAAUCUUCAAAUCCUUCCUGGCUUCACACAGUGCCUGCAGCCUCAGCCUCACCCCAGAAUUGCCUUACCUCUCAGAGCCAGAAACAUUCUGUACCUCAUUCUCUGGUUUCUCCCCCUUCCCCUUCUGAGCCCCCCAUUCCCAUACCUCACAAUGGGAGACUAGAAGCUUCUGAGAGUCUCUCAUCCUCAGAGCCUAGCACCAGGCCUCUGCAGUACACUGUUAAGCCACACACUGCCCUCCCCACAGACCAGCCUGCCACCUCUAAACCCACAUCUCGAGCCACUAGGGGCAAGACAAAUAGGUCCUCCAUCAGGACCCCAGAACCACCUGUCACCGCUAAGCCUAUAUCUCUAGUCACUCAGGGUAGAACAAGUAGGUCCUCUGUCAAGACACCAGAACCAGUUGUCCCCACAGGCCCUGAAUUCCAGCCUACCUCUUCAGACCAGCCUGCCACCCCCAAGCUCCUAUCUCGAGUCACUCGUAGCAAGACAAGUAGGUCAACUGUCAGGACCUCAGAACCAGUUCUCCCCAUAGGCCCUGAACUCCAGCUUGCCAUCCCCAGGCCUGUGGCUCUAGCCACUCAGGGUAGGAUAAGUAGGUCCUCUGUCAAGACCCCAAAACCAGUUGUUCCAACAGGCCCUGAGCUCCAGCCUAUCUCUUCAGACCAGCCUGCCACUCCCAAGCCCAUAUCUCGAGUCACUCGUGGUAGAACAAGUAGGUCCUCUGUUAAGGACCCAGAACCAAUUAUCCAGAUAGACCCUGAGCUCCAGCCUGCCACCCCCAAGCCUGUAUCUCAGGCCACUCGAGGUAGGACAAGUAGGUCCUCUGUCAAGACCCCUGAAGUAGUUAUCCCAACUCCUGAACUCCAUCUUCCCACUUCCAUAGACCGUCCUGUAAACCCUAAUCAUUCCAUAUCUCAAGUAACUCGUAGCAGGACAAAUAGGUCCUCUGUCAAGACCUCCGAACCAGUUGUCUCCACAGGCCCAGAAAUCCAGCCUCCCACUUACAUGGACCAACCUGUCACCCUUGAACCCAUGUCUCAGGUCACUCAGGGCAGGGCACCUAAGUCCUCUGUCACAACUCCCAAACCAGUUAUUUCUGCAAUUCCUGAACCCCAGCCUUUAAUGUCCAGAGAAGAGCCUGUCACCCCCAAUCCCAUAUCUCGGGUUACUAGAAGCAGGACAUCUAAGUCCUCCACUAAGACUCCUGAAUCAGGUGGAAGAACACCCACAGAUCUGGAUGCUCCUGCCUCCACAAACCAGUCUGUCAUCUCUGAGGCCAUAGAUCAAAGCAAGACACUAAGGUCUUCAACCCACAGUGCUACCCCAAUUUCCAUUAUUCCUAAACUUCAGCCUCCUGUUGCCACAGCCCAGCCUGCUCCUCUUGAGCCCAGUAACAGCAGAAGGAAGAGGGCUGCUGGGAAGCAGGGCUCCCACAUAGCUCCCAUUGGCCAUAGACCUUCCUCUGCAACCCCUGAGCCUGAGUUGUCCUCAACAAAUCAAAGAUCAGGGGUACUGAGAGCAGCCGAGUCCCUUGGGACCAUUCCUGAGCCGGCAUUUCACCAAAUUGCUGAGGCACACACUCAUGCCCCCCUGACCCAAAAUGUGGAAGAAGCAGGGAGAUCUGGGUUCACCCUGGAGCCCAAGCCUGAGGCAUCUCAAAUCCGUAAGAGGCCUUCCACUACCAUGGACUCAUCCCUACUUCAAAAGCGACCCCGAAGAGGAAUGUCCCAGAAGACAGUAUUCUCCAGUGAAGAAGAAGAUUCUGCUAAUAGGCUAGUGAAGGAAGAGGGUGUAGUGGUUCCAGAACCAGAUAAGAGAAGGAAAGACCAGACAGAAGAAGGGCCCAAGGCAAAUGCAAGCCGCAUCCUGCGGAGGAACAAACCUAACGAAGAACCAGUAGCCCCCAGGGUGCUCUUCACAGGAGUAGUGGAUGCUCGUGGGGAGCGGGCAGUGCUGGCACUGGGAGGAAGUCUGGCCACCUCAGUGAAUGAGGCCUCCCACCUGGUCACUGAUCGCAUCCGCAGGACAGUCAAGUUCUUGUGUGCCCUGGGGAAAGGGAUCCCUAUCCUCUCCCUGGACUGGCUGUAUCAGUCCCGCAAGGCUGGCUGCUUCUUGCCCCCGGAUGAAUACUUGGUGGCUGACCCUGAGCAGGAGAAUAACUUUGGCUUCAGUCUUCGAGAUGCCCUGAGCCGGGCACGAGAGAGAAAGCUGCUAGAGGACUAUGAGAUCCAUGUGACUGCUGGAGUGCAGCCUCCUCCUCCUCAGAUGGGGGAGAUCAUUACCUGCUGUGGAGGCACAGUCCUGCCCAGCAUGCCCCGUUCCUAUAAGGCUCACCGAGUUGUGGUCACAUGCCCUCAGGACAUCCCUCGGUGCUCCAUCCCAUCUCGCCUGGGGCUGCCCCUUGUCUCUCCUGAGUUUCUUCUGACUGGAGUGCUGAAGCAGGAAGCCACCCCAGAAGCCUUCCUCCUCUCCAAUCUGCAAAUGUCAUCCACCUGAAAACUUUUCUUCUCUGCCACUCAAAGAAGCUGUAAAAAAAAAAAAAAAUAGCUGGAAAGAACUCAGGGUUUCAAAACAGACUGGAAUAUAUGUUGAUAUGACUGGCUUGGGACCAUGGGUGAGACCAGAAAGGUUUAUGGAAAAAAAAAAAAAAAACAGGCCAGGCCUGGUGGUGCACGCUUUUAA